GGAUCAGCUGUUCUGUCAAGACUUGACAGUCUAGUUCAAGUAAAAAAUCGAUAAAACUAUGGAGUUGUAGAUUGUGUGCCACUGCGUAAAAUUUUUGUGUAUUAAAACUGGUCUUACUUGUGGUUUUACAAUGCAAAACGUUAUUAACAGCGUAAAAGGCACCGCUUUAGGUGUUGCUGAAUACUUAACCCCAGUUUUAAAAGAAUCAAAAUUCAAAGAAACUGGUGUCUUAACUCCAGAAGAGUUUGUAGCUGCUGGGGAUCAUUUAGUUCACCAUUGUCCUACAUGGCAGUGGGCAUCGGGAGAUGAAUCUAAGAUUAAGCCCUAUUUGCCAAAAGAAAAACAAUUUUUGAUUACCAGGAAUGUUCCAUGUUCAAGAAGAUGCGUUCAAAUGGAAUACUCCGAAGAAUUGGAAAGAAUAAUCGAGUCUGACGAUGCUGAUAACGGCUGGGUCGAUACUCACCAUUAUGAUACAAAUACUUCAGCAGUGGAAGAUAAAAUUUCCGAGAUGACUCUCGAAAAUGCCAAAGGCGACAGCAUGGAAGAUGCGUUAAAAGAUUCUGAUAAUGAUGACAAAGAAGACGAAGAUGAUGAAGAGGCUGCAGACAUGGAGGAGUUUGAAGAAAGUGGGAUGUUAGAAGAUGAACAGGUUGCAAAAGUGAUUCAACCAAGCAAGGCUUCAUGUAGCAAAAGCGAUGAUGACGGAGAAAUAGUACACACUCGUACCUAUGAUUUGCACAUUACAUAUGAUAGAUAUUAUCAAACGCCCAGGUUAUGGCUUACAGGCUACGACGAGAACCACAAGCCUCUAACAGCGAACGAAUUCUUCCAAGAUGUUAGCAAAGAUUAUGCACAAAAAACUGUAACCAUGGAAACACAUCCACAUUUGAGCGUGCCAAAAAUCGCGUCUGUUCACCCAUGCAGGCAUGCGCAGGUGAUGAAGAGCAUCAUCGAAACAGUGACCGAGGGCGGCGGUGAACUUGGGGUGCACAUGUACCUGAUAAUAUUCCUCAAGUUCAUGCAAUCCGUAAUACCCACAAUAGAAUACGAUUACACUCAAAAUUUUUCUAUGAAUUAAUUGAUUUGUGAUUAGCGAUAUUUUGUCUUUUUAAACUGCUAUAUAUAUUGUUUAUACGUUUUUGCUAUGAUAUUUUAAUAUAUUAUAUUUUUUGUAUCCCUAAAAGCGUUUUUAUAAUUUGCCUAGUUACAGUUAAGGUUUAGGAGGCCGUCUUUUGACACCGUCAAAAGUUGCGGCGCUAGAGCGCUGUCGUCGACUCCGUAAGUGGUAACAAAACACAUUUCUUGACCGUCUUCGCCAACAAAACUGACGUUUACAUCCUUCAGGGCAUCUGUAUUUAUAAAUUGCAAAUUGUCGUCGAUAAGACCCGAAUCCUCUACCUCAACA
Brassicogethes aeneus is the source of this 1405-nucleotide messenger RNA. Lineage: Eukaryota; Metazoa; Arthropoda; Insecta; Coleoptera; Nitidulidae. The record is from the annotation of a GenBank genome assembly.